AAAACCGCGAGAAUGAAAACAUAACCUACUACUAUUUGGGAGGUCACAAAAUUCUAUUUAUAAAAAUUGAACUAUUUUUGAUAUGUAUUUAGUAAUAUUACAAUAUUGACCAAAUAUUAUGGCCUAAUAACCGAAGUUUAAUUCAUAGUUUGUGAAAAAGUGACUCUUUUAAUUGAUAAAAUGAAAAACUUUGACGUCCUUUUGAUAUUCCUUUCAGUACGAAUUAUAGGAGCAUUUUUCGUACAAACGUAUUUUGUACCUGAUGAAUACUGGCAAUCGGUCGAAGUCGCUCAUAAGAUUGUCUUUGAUUAUGGAUUUUUAACAUGGGAAUGGGCCCUUGGUAUUCGAAGUUAUAUUUACCCACUGAUAAUAGCUGGAUUCUACAAACUUUUGGAAAUCGUAGGCCUUGAUAACCCAUUAGCACUGAUUUAUGGUCCCAAAGUACUACAAGCUUUACUAAGCGCUUACUCAGAUCUAUGUUUUUACAAAUGGUCUGGCACCAAGAAAUGGGCUGUUUUUACAAUAGCCAGUUCAUGGUUUUGGUUUUAUGCUGGAUCUCGUACAUUAAUAAAUAGUUUUGAAUGUGCCCUAUCCACAAUAGCUCUCUAUCACUUUCCUUGGCCAGGAAAAGGCAAAGAGGAUAAUAACAUAUUUAUUUGGAUAAUUGCUAUUCUAUUUGUUGUGAGACCCACAUCUGUGAUUUUAUGGGUUCCUAUUUGCUUGUACCAUUUGACAGUUGUCAAGGGCAGUGUGCUCAAGACAAUAUUUCUUAGAUACAUACCUAUUGGGGUUACUAUAUUAGUGACAUCGGUGUUGCUAGACAGUUGGAUGCAUGGCAAUUUGCUAGUGUCUAGUUUUGAAUUCCUAAAAUAUAAUCUAUACCACAAUAUAGGAGUAUUUUAUGGUUCACAUCCAUGGCACUGGUAUUUAUCGACUGGCUUGCCUACAAUCUUGGGAAUUCAGUUGAUCCCUUUCUUAAUAGCCACAUUAGUUGUAUUGAAGAACCGCAGAGUCCAUCCUAACGAACUCAUAUUACUCGGCAGCGUCGUAUUUACAACCGCAGUUUACAGUUUCCUGCCACAUAAAGAAUUCAGAUUUCUGCUACCGUUAUUGCCUAUCGCGUUCUAUAUCUCCUCCAGAUAUCUCAGUGCUUGGAGUAGAAAAGCGAAUAUAUUUGCAAUAUGGUUGGUGGCUAUAUUAAUUUUUGCUGGAAAUUUGGGACCUUCUUGGUAUUUGGGUUUUGUACAUCAAAGGGGAGUUGUAGAUGUAAUGGAACCUCUUAGAGAAAUCGCCUCUAGUGACACUUCUGAAAAGAACUUUUUAUUUUUGAUGCCUUGUCAUUCUACUCCAUAUUAUAGUUAUUUACAUGUAAAUGUAUCAAGCCGAUUUUUGACCUGCGAACCGAAUUUCAAUGCGUCAAUUACUAAUUAUUUAGAUGAGUCUGAGAUAUUCUACAAUAAUCCUAAUGUCUGGUUACGUCAAAAUUAUCCACCAAAUGGAACACUACCCUCCCAUAUUAUCAGUUUUGAUAUUUUAGCUGCAGGAAUAUCAGACAUCCUUAGCAGAUAUAAAUUAAAACAUCAAAUUUUCCAUACGAGUUUCCCAACGUCAAGAAUUGGACGAUAUGUAUUAAUACAUGAAAGAAUACCUACUUAAUUUAAUUGGAAAUCGAAUUAAAUUAAAAUCACAAAAUACCUCUUACUAAUAUUUUUCCUUAGUUACAUUUUAUUUGUAAUAUUAUUAUUGUUGUUUCAACUUUCAUUUCAAGAUAUGUUAAUUUUAAAAAUAUAUUUGUUUGAAAUUAUUAUUGAAUAAAUGUUUAAACUGCCAUGUAGAUGUUCUGUAAAAUGUUACUCUAAGUGUUUUAUAAUUCUGUAAUUUGUUUGUUAUCAAUAAGUAAUGUUUUAUAGCCUACAAGGCAUUGUUUUUGAGUUGUUUGUAUUUCAAUAAAUAUAUAAUAAGUUAA
Aethina tumida (small hive beetle) is the source of this 1966-nucleotide messenger RNA. RefSeq names its product GPI mannosyltransferase 3 (gene PIG-B). The record is from RefSeq and is a predicted model, not a curated record. The transcript has 8 exons. The coding region runs from base 181 to 1656 and encodes 491 amino acids. Gene Ontology annotation, cellular component: endoplasmic reticulum membrane. Gene Ontology annotation, molecular function: alpha-1,2-mannosyltransferase activity. NCBI's taxonomy places the organism in Eukaryota, Metazoa, Arthropoda, Insecta, Coleoptera, Nitidulidae. Gene Ontology annotation, biological process: GPI anchor biosynthetic process.